CUGAGUAAAUUUGAGAGAAAGCAUGGUAAGGAGAGAAGGAAGAAAAACAUAAAUUUUAACUUUUCUAUUAAGUUUUUUCAAAUUCAGGUGCAUACUUUUCCUAGAGCAAUUUCGUUAUCAGUGCCGGAAAAUGCACCUCUUGGAACGAUUAUAACCAACCUAGCACCCAGUAAUGAAUCGCAGCGUUUCGAAUUCCAAAAACCCGGUACUCCAGACGACUAUCCAAUUCGGAUACUUCCAUCCGGCGAAGUUUAUGUUGCUUCCGAAAUUGAUCGCGAAACCGUGGAAUAUUUUUCUAUUCCCAUUACUGCUGUAACGGUGAAUAAGGAUGGAUUUUCAAGCAAACAGGAUUUUGUGCUUCGAUUGUAUGUAGAGGUAUGUUUUGCUCAUGCAAAUAUUUAUCCUAAAGAUGGCGCGAUUUUGAUUACGAUAAAAUAUAAGAUCAGCAAGGAUGAGGUUGUGGCACCUAGUGAAGGAAUGGCGCACUCUUACUAUCUUUUCCAUUUGCAGGAAGAGCGAGUGAAUGUGCGCCACUCCAAAGCAAUUUUCAAAUUUUCCUGA
Messenger RNA from Gongylonema pulchrum, 561 nucleotides. NCBI's taxonomy places the organism in Eukaryota, Metazoa, Nematoda, Chromadorea, Rhabditida, Gongylonematidae. The record is from the annotation of a GenBank genome assembly.